Molecule: messenger RNA, 4011 nt
Organism: Zootermopsis nevadensis
Lineage: Eukaryota; Metazoa; Arthropoda; Insecta; Blattodea; Termopsidae
Product: E3 ubiquitin-protein ligase AMFR
Biological process (GO): endoplasmic reticulum unfolded protein response; protein K48-linked ubiquitination; ubiquitin-dependent protein catabolic process
Cellular component (GO): cytosol; ubiquitin ligase complex; endoplasmic reticulum
Molecular function (GO): ubiquitin protein ligase activity; ubiquitin binding
Source: RefSeq, a predicted model, not a curated record
GGUGUUUAAUGUAAAGCCCAUGUUUUAAAAGUGAAUCAUAUUCUUUUGACAUAUGCAUUUAGCACAUUGUUUUAAAUUUCACAUCUGGGAAAACAUUGGCGCGGUAACUUGGUAGUAUUUGUUGUAGAUGUUGGUAACCAUGUUCGAAUCGGAGGACAUGUCAAGUUUUCUGAGAGGUCGUAUUAGGAAUAGAAUUACCGGUGGACGGUACUAAUUUUUCGCAAUUGCGUGCUGUAUGUUAUAACAUUGAUAUGAAACGAUACCUCUUUUUUGUAUUCUGGUAGUAACAAACAGAUCAACAUGCCAGUCAUUCUUCUUGAUAGAUUACCAUUGCCGAGUUUACGGGCAUACACCGUCAUUAGUGUAGUGUUGCUGUCAUGUUCAGUUUAUUAUGCUGUACAAAUAACCAGUGAUCCAAAUUGGAAAGUGAAUUCAACUGCGUCAGGACCAAAUUUGAACACGAAUGAAAAUAAGUCGGAUGAAAGUGUAUCAUCAACUGGAGCCAAUUUCCAACAUAAAUCUUUGGGUCAUCACUUCAGUCAGUUGGUGACAUUUGUGAUUCAAGAACCACUUUGUAUAUGGACUCUGAUCAAUAUGGCGUACUGCUGUCUCAUCCUGCUUGGCAAGUUCAUCCAGAGGCUUGUGUUUGGGGAACUCAGAGUGUCUGAACAGCAGCACAUCAAAGACAAGUUUUGGAACUUUGUCUUUUACAAGUUCAUCUUUGUGUUUGGAGUCAUAAAUGUGCAGUACAUGGACGAAGUGGUGUUGUGGUGUUCGUGGUUCUCAGUACUGGGGUUUCUUCACCUUCUAGCCCAACUCUGCAAGGAUCGCUUUGAAUACUUGUCAUUCUCACCCACCACCCCUGGAUGGAGCCACAUUCGAUUGUUGGGUCUCCUGGCCAGCAUCCUAAUGCUCUCAGGCUUCAUGUUCCUCAUCUGUGUUGCUGUUGGCUUCUUUGGAGGCCUCAAUACAUUUGCCUUUAUGGUUGCUGAGUGCAUACAGUUGAGUGUGCAGACGCUUCAUGUGAUCCUUCGUUACGCACUGCACUUGUAUGAUAUGCGACAUGGUGGUGGGAGUGGAAGCCGAGUGUGGGAGAAGAGAGGACCAGUUGCCUACUAUACAGAGCUGACUUUUGAGUUGGCAGCACUUCUCAUUGACCUGAUCCACCAUCUACAUAUGCUUUUGUGGAGCAAUAUAUUCCUUUCUAUGGCAUCCUUAGUAAUUUGCAUGCAACUCAGAUUUCUAUUCCAUGAGAUUCAGCGACGAAUCAAGAAGCAUCGCACAUACCUCUGGGUUGUCAACCAUAUGGAGCAAAAUUAUCCAAUGGCUUCUGCUGAAGAACUUUCAAAAAAUUCUGACAACUGUGCCAUCUGUUGGGAGAAGAUGGAAACAGCUAGAAAAUUGCCAUGUAAUCAUCUAUUUCACAAUUCAUGUUUGCAGUCCUGGUUGGAGCAAGACACAUCAUGUCCCACUUGUAGAAUGGUUUUAAGUGUUCGAAGUCCAGCAGGUUUUUUGGCUGCAAAUCAUCUAGAGCGUAAUCUUCUGGCUGGAGAGAACCAGGUUAACAAUCAGGCAACGAACCGUAGACCACUUAAUCAUUUUUUCCAUUUUGAUGGUUCUCGCUAUGUGUCAUGGCUCCCAAGCUUUUCAGUUGAAGUGACUCAUACACAGUUACUGCGUUCUGAUCAACCUCAGUCAGCCCAAACGUCACAGCUGGAUGCAAUGGCUAGACAGAUACAACAGCUGUUUCCUCAUCUGACUGUGGCAACUGUGGUAGAAGAUCUACGAGUUACUCGCUCUAUGGAACUUACAAUAGAAAAUGUACUGGAUGGCCAAGUAGUGGCGCCUCCUCCCAUGUUUCAGAGGGAUACAGAACCUCCACUUCCAGAACUGGAGUAUUCUUCAGGACUAGUUGACAUACCAGCACCAAACUGGGAAGAUCUUUCAGAAAAUCAUGACGCUGACAGUAAUGAAGCCUCCAUAAAUCUUGGUUGCCGAUUUUCAAAGUCUUCAACAGAACGAGAGCGUAUCUUACAACUGCGCAAGGAGCAGCUGCUUAUGUUAGCAAGACGGCGGUACAUGGAACGCCACAAAUCAGGGGUUGCACAAAGAGACGUAACACAUAAGCAUGGGACAACCAGAGUCAGACACAGGCAUGCUGACAGUUGAAUGAUCAGCAUAGGUAACUUGUCGGCUUGUCAGUAUGCCAGUGUUGUAUCAAUUGGUAAGGUGGCCACUCCUUCCAUCCACCAUGUUUCAUACAUGGUCAUUGGUACCAAAUGUAGGAAAUUAGUUGCCAAGUUUCAAUGAGAAGUGGCACGUAUUUUGUGUCAGUAUGUUUAUGACAUGUCCAUUAGAAAGUUGCAACCCUCUUUUGAAAUCUGAAGUGAAAAAUAAUUUUUAACCUUUAAAAAAGUUGGUGGAUGCCAAACAUUCUGAGAUGAAAAUAUUUACAUUUUUGCUGAUGUGGUUGUCUCUGCCCUACCAACACCAGUUAUUUUAAUAUUUAACUUUUUUCUGUAUUAAUAAUUGUUGAAAUUGCUGUAGUUUUACCUGUGAUGUGUUUUAUACGUAGUACAGUAACAAAAAAUUCUGGACUCAGCUUAGACAUGGUCACUCUGGGCAAUAUUUUAUAUACAACUCAAGGAGAGUACUUUGGUAGUGGUUGUGGCUAGGUCAAGUCCCAUGAAUUUCUUUUACUGUAGUACAUAGUUAAUUUUAUGUCUUCAUGUUGAAAUGAGUCAAUGAAGGGUUUCUCUUCAUUGCAUUAGACAUACAUUUGCUAAUCAUUGGUCAUACUCCUGCUACCAAAGUCAUAUAUGUUGUAGUAUAAUGAAUGAUGGGACAUAAAACUUGCACAUGAUAGAUAGUGUGGUCUUCCUGAAUGAACAGAUAUAUCUAUAGCUUGAAUGUAGCAGCAGUGCAGCAGAUGCAUAUGUUUAGCUUGUAAAUCAUAAUAGCUGCCAGAUGAACAUCAUAGUAGUAUGUUCCAGCUACAGUUACAUGUCUGUAGUUAGGAAAUACAACUUAAUCAGAUUGCACUUGCCAGAAAUAACUAUUACAUACUAGCAUUGGCAGAGAAUACGCCUCAAAAUGUGAUGUAAAUAUGUAUCUAUAUUCCUAGAACUUACAGAAAAUAAUAUUUAACAUAUUUGCUUAGAUUAUGUUUAAAUAAGACUGAAUCCUCUCAGCAGUGAAUUAAAAGUAAUACAGCUUCUUGUGUUGUAAGAUACAUGCAGGCAAGGAUAUAAAUCAGUAAAUUCAAAAUUUAGAUUCUGAAGAAAGUUAUGAGACAUACAAAUUAAUGUCCGAGUGCUGUUAUGUGCUGAUGAAAAAUGAAAUGGGUAUUUCAUAUUUUACUGUCAAACUUUGGUGUUGAUUUUUAACAACUCCAGAUCUCAAAGCACAUAGGAGUGUAGGAAGUUGAAAUUUUGCACUGUUUUCAUAGGGGAAGCUUAAGGAAUACUAACCAACUAGAAUUAGUUUGGUUUAAAUCCAAGGUGCGACACAUAAACAUUUUUGUCACUGGAAUCAUAUAACAGAUCUCCCAUCUGACUGUAGAUGUAGUAUUGUAAAUAUCAUUUUCUAAGUAGUUUAAGUCAGUUCAAUGCAAGAGCUUAAACAGUUGCAAGGAAGUACAUUCCGACCACAGAGAUUGGUUUACUGCUUAUGAAAUAUCCUUCAAAUAGCUGCAUCCUUUAUGUGAUGAAAAAUGUACCAUAUGUAUGUAAAUUCACAUUGGUGUUCAUUGCUUUUUUUUAUUCCAGUGCAUAUUUCACAUACAGAAAAGAACUAAGUUGAUAUUUCCCUUUUUAACCCUUGAAAAGGUUAAUUCUUAAUGAGGCUUUCAGAGCACUGAGAAAAGUGAAUUAAAUCUUCAUUAUUAUGAUAUGAAGUAAAUUUUGUUGUUGUUAUUGUUAGUGCAAAGAAAUUGAAUUUUGUAUCGAUAAUGUGAGAUUGAAUAGUUCAGAGUGGAAAUUGCAUUUAAUAAAGGUGUCGUAAAGCAUUGGG